This is a messenger RNA of Solanum tuberosum (potato), 589 nucleotides long. RefSeq names its product polygalacturonase non-catalytic subunit AroGP3-like. The transcript has 2 exons. Bases 11 to 589 code for a protein of 192 amino acids. The record is from RefSeq and is a predicted model, not a curated record. Lineage: Eukaryota; Viridiplantae; Streptophyta; Magnoliopsida; Solanales; Solanaceae.
CACUAAAGCAAUGCAUACCAAAACUUUUCUUUCUUCAUGCAUCGUACUUUUUCUUUUGUUCUCACUUUCAUCUUUCAAUGUUGUUGUGGCUAGAAAUGGAGACAAAUCCGGGAACCCAUUUACGCCAAAAGGUUAUCUGAUUAGAUACUGGAAGAAACAUGUGUCAAAUGACUUACCAAAGUCAUGGUUUCUUCUCAACAAGGCAUCCCCACUGAAUGCUGCACAAUAUGCAACUUACACUAAACUUGUUGCUGAUCAAAAUGCACUCACCACACAACUUCAAUCCUUUUGCUCUUCAGCAAAUCUCAUGUGUGCACCAGAUUUGUCACCAAGUCUCGAAAAACACACAGGAGAAAUCCACUUUGCCCCUUACGGCAACAAAAACUUCACCAAUUACGGAACCAAAGAAGCUGGAAUCGGAGUGAACUCCUUCAAAAACAAUACUGAGGAAGGAAAUCUCCCUACGAAUUCUUUCAGGCGCUACGGUAGAGAUUCUCCCCGUGAUAAUCAAUUUGACAACUACGGCCCUGAUGGCAAUACACCUGUCCAAAGUUUCAACAGCUAUAGCACAAAGGCAAAACUAAGCUAG